AGAUGUUUGCAAUCUAAUGCGGCCAAUUUGUUGCAUUUGUUGAGCGUUUACGAUACUGUGAGGUAAAUAAAGGUAGAAAAGAAAAUGUAGAUAUUUUAAAUAUUACUCUUUUCUGAACGAAAAAAUAACUGCAGCAUAUUGCGACUUACGAGGAAGGUUUUCUAAAUAUUCUGUUAGAAUUUCAUGAGAUCGCCGACUAAUCUAAAAUUAAGACAAUCUAAAAUUAAUUUUAGACGUAUUAUAUGAAUGGAAUUGUGUAAAAAUGUCUGCGAUAUAAAUAUCGAAUUUACUACCUUCGAAGCUUGUACUGUCGUUCCAGCGAUUUCUAGUGUCAAAAGCGUGAUCAUAAUGCCUUUAUUCCCGCGUUUACGUCUUUCUUUCAGUAAAACGGCUCGAUUUUCUGCGGAUCUCGCUUUGUUUCGAUCGAUGUUUAAGGGAGAAAAAAAGAGCGUGCCAAUCGAACCUCGGCGGAAUAGAGCUUGGCAAGACUGCCUACGAACAAGUACCGACGAUUAUUGAGCGGCCAAAGAUAAAAGGUCGGUUUGACUGCCAUAAAGCAAAGUGUACGCGGCUCCACUUUAUGCUGAUCGAUUUGUGGUGAUUUUAUAACUUUGCCUGUCCAUAGCAGUUCCCGUGCGGAUGCCGCGGUUCAAACGAGCCGCGAUACUUUAUAUCUGCGGCGUGAACUCAAAAUGGAGCUUUACAUAUUCCGCUGCAAAUGGCCGAGGUGCAUGGACGACACAAAGUUAAACAAAUAUAAUGCAGCCCCAAUUAGUUACAACUCCACGAAAACUACCAGUGUUUGUAUUUCCUCAAAAUAUCACUUUUUUUUUAGACGAUCAGUCUACUCACAAACAAGUCUUAACUUUGUAUAACCCAUAUGAUUUUCCAAUAAGAUUUAAAGUAUUAUGUACUGCACCAAAUAAAUAUAAAGUUGUUGAGCCUGAAGGAACAAUAAAAGCAAGAUAUUGUAUUGAUAUUGUUGUCAGACAUACAGCUCUUGUGUUUAGUAAUUGUAAUGUUGUUGACAAAUUUAGAAUACAAAUGCAAGAACAUCCAACUAAACAGGCCAUAGGACAAAGAGAUGUUGAAGCUAAAUUACUUCCUGGCACAACAGAAGCAGCUGGAAGAUCUACACCAGAUCCUGAAAUGUUUCAACAGCUUCCCAUAAAUGAAACCAGACAGCAACAAUCAUAUGCUCUUAUAGCUCAAAAUAGAGCCAUUAAUAAAUACACACUGAAACCACCAAGAUCAAAACAUGAUUUAUUUCGUGGAAAUAUUCAAAAUAAGAACACAGAAAUUUACUUAUCUUCAGAUAUGAAUUAUGUUAUGGAUAAAGGAGGGACAAAUUAUAUAGCACUGAUUGCUGGAAUCAUUUCCAUAGUUGGAUUGCUCUUACCUACAGAAGGAGAGCAGAAUAAUAGAGUGCCUGAUUAUCUUCAUCUCUCCAUAAACUUUAAGUUAAUAUUUUCAUUUGUAUUGGUACAAGAGGCACUAAACACAUACUUCCCACAUUGGUUUUAUGCCAACUUUGAAAAGAUGAAAAUCUGUAGAUGUUGUUAACUCUGAUGGCCGGACUAAAUGACUGUAAAGACUCCAAAACUGCUCCACGCUUGCAAACCUACCAACCAAUUUUAAAUUUUGGUCGUAACUUUGUAUACUUGAUUGUUUACCAGGACUGCGUCGACUAUACCAUAACGCAUA
Messenger RNA from Bombus huntii, 1704 nucleotides. RefSeq names its product motile sperm domain-containing protein 1-like. Gene Ontology annotation, cellular component: cytoplasm. The transcript has 7 exons. The coding region runs from base 760 to 1563 and encodes 267 amino acids. NCBI's taxonomy places the organism in Eukaryota, Metazoa, Arthropoda, Insecta, Hymenoptera, Apidae. The record is from RefSeq and is a predicted model, not a curated record.